AAUAUGCACGGCACCACUUUUCCGAGAAGAGAAUGUGGCCCCUGGUCAAUAGUCACUGGGAGCGUAUCUGGUUUUGACGAACCCUGCGUGGCUAAAUUCUGUCGCUAGCUGGCAUGAACACCGUCCGCAAGCAUCGCGAUCCGCAUAUUCUGUCUGCAUGUCUCGACAAAUCGCUUUUUUUCUUUCUUUCCUUUGGCUUUCUCCACCGGUGGGUCAUGGCCCUCUCGGAGUCAAUAAACAAUGACCAGGAUCCGUUACCCCUGUCGGAGACAUCGAUCGAUUCAUUUGGUCACAAUCCUUCUGUCGGAACGCCACACGGUCGAUCCGACGCGCCAAGGGCGUCGCUGAUAUGUUUGAUAGGUUCGACGGUCAUAUAUGACCUGUCCAACCACGCUUACAAUUUCUGGAUCUGCCGACUUCCCAGAACAGACGCUGCUGGCGUCCAUCCGCAUUUACGUAUGCCAUGCUCUGCACGCAUAUUCAGGUCGCAUGUGCCGGCUUAUCUCAUGCCUUGGAGCGUGCGAAAAGGUCAAGACACGGGAUGGGACAAGGAUAUGAAAAUUUUCACCAGGCAGUGUGCGACCGUGGGCUGCGAGGUUACAGCAAUAAUCCUACCUGUAUCCACAUGGCUUGUAUAUUGCUUUUUCGGGGCCUUUGGUCAGCCGCUCACCGAUUCUCCCACAAAUCUCCGUCGAAGGUCCCACGCCAAAAGGUCCAGUUAUGGAGCACAACGCCAAGUUGUGUAAAAAGAAAACACCAAUAUUGCGCUCUUCUCUGGCGCAUCAUCCCGGCCGUCAACUGUCGGAGCAUCUUCUAGAUCCGUCUCAAGAAUGACCUGU
Aspergillus steynii IBT 23096 is the source of this 839-nucleotide messenger RNA. RefSeq lists its product as uncharacterized. NCBI's taxonomy places the organism in Eukaryota, Fungi, Ascomycota, Eurotiomycetes, Eurotiales, Aspergillaceae. The transcript is spliced from 2 exons. The record is from RefSeq and is a predicted model, not a curated record. The coding region runs from base 114 to 746 and encodes 210 amino acids.